AUGAGAGUCAUAGAUGAAAUUAAUGAAGUUGUUAAUCAGAUUCCAUUGAUGAGACGUGUAAAAUUUUAUAAAAUUCGUAAGAAUCCAUUGGAAGAACUUCAAGAAGCCGAAUUUAAAAUUAAAUACAGAUUUUCCCGAAGUACCACCGUUUUCCUUAUUGAUAUGGUGAAAAAUGAUUUAGCUGGUGAUUCAAGAGGUGGAUUUAUUCCACCCUAUCUGAAAGUUUUGACUGCAAUAAGAACAUGGGCCCGUGGAGAGAUUCAAGAUGAUGCAGGGGAUCUAAGUGGAAUGAGUCAGCCAACAAUAUCACUUGUAUGCAAACAAGUUGCUUUAGCACUAGAAAGGAUACAGCUCAAUAAAUGUACAAGUUGUGUCAAAUUCUAA
Messenger RNA from Parnassius apollo (apollo), 384 nucleotides. Lineage: Eukaryota; Metazoa; Arthropoda; Insecta; Lepidoptera; Papilionidae. The record is from the annotation of a GenBank genome assembly.